UGUAUGAAAAUGUGGUUCAGUUCAAAUAGGCAAGUAUAGUGCAACAUACUGUUAGCUCUAAUGCGGAUAUCAGUUCUGCAGUGUGGUUUAAGUGUUGCGCAAGGUCUAAAUGGCAUUGUUCACUGCCUAGCUACAGUGCAUAACCCGACUAUUCCCCUGUGUUAUGGGUGCUUAUUACAUCUCUGUCAGUAGAGAGGACGGGCGGCCCGUUAGGUUGUUUGAUAACGUGGUGUUCAUGAACAACAAGGCCAACAUCUUCCGCUUUCUGGUGUGCAACCCAGUUCUGGUGGAUGCGGUGAAAGUGAGCCCGGCCCUUAAAGCGCAAUACUUCUGGGGCAGCAUCCCUGGGAUGAACAGGCCCAUCAUCACAUCACAGAACGACAAGGUCAAUCUCCAAGACUUCCUUGAAAGGGGCAGAGUUGCCAAGUUCACAAACGUGAGGACAAUCCCCACCAACUCAAACUCUCUCAAGCAGAACAAAGAUGUUGGCAAGGUCCCGGUAUCAGAGAAAGGCGUGGAUGACAUGUGGAUCACAGUGCUAGAAAAGGAGGCAUUUUUAAAAUGUAGCAUUUCAUUUAUUCUCACUUUUAUUUCUUGAAAUUCAGCUGAAAUGAAAGGUCAACUGCCCCUUAGGCCGUUCAAAACCAAAGAAGUUGGUUCUAUGUCGCAUCGAUACGAGUCAGAAACAUUAAUUCUACACUCUGACUUUUUUUCCCAAAAGGGUUCAUCGGCUGUCCCCAUAGGAGAACCCUUUUUGGUUCCAUGUAGAACCCUUUUGGGUCCAUGUAGACACCUUUGUGGAAAGGGUUCUACCUGAAGCCAAAAUAGGUUCUUCAAAAGGGUUCUCUUAUUGGGACAGCUGAAGAACAUUUACGUUCUAGAGUGUAGUGUCAAAAUUGACUGCAAAGUUGUAAAUGGGAUAAUUUUGGUCAUAAAGUCAGUUUUGUCCAAAGCAGAGUUUUUUUUGUAAAUGAGUUCGUCACGACUUACUGGAGGUUGGUUAUGGAUUAUGAUCAUGGCCACUUGCCCAGUGCCCAGUAACACGGGAGAAGCAUCUGUGCUGCGUGCACUCUAUCCAAUCAUAGUAGCCAAAACCUCCAGACAGUGAGACAAACCUUCCCAUUACACAGAGCCUAAGACUUGCUUACAUAAGACAACACGUCGCCAACGUUAUGUUGAAAUAACCCUUGGCCCUAAGCCCUUUAUGGAGUGGCCAUUUGCUGAUAUGUUUGAUAGUGUCAAUCACUCCAGUCUGCCACUUGUUGGGGGCAAAAUUAGAAUUGAGAUGAUCAAAGUGCACUUUUAUCCCAACUGUAACAUGUCAAUAUUGCAAAACACAUUCGUGAGCAUCUUAUGUCCCCCACAACCUGUUUUGUAACAUGAUUCCUUAUGAAACACUGCUAGACAGACACAUACUCUGGUAAUAGAUAGUGAGAAAGUUGUACAAAACAAAACGGCACUA
Salmo salar (Atlantic salmon) is the source of this 1462-nucleotide messenger RNA. Its product is annotated as DNA (cytosine-5)-methyltransferase 3C-like. NCBI's taxonomy places the organism in Eukaryota, Metazoa, Chordata, Actinopteri, Salmoniformes, Salmonidae. The record is from RefSeq and is a predicted model, not a curated record.